AUGUUUCCGGCGACGCGCAUUCGAAGCUGCCUUCCAGUCAUAAACCCGAUGUUCAAGCGAUUGAAGCCCCACAGGCCAUUUCGUCAAGCAAAUCUUUACCAGACAAAGAGUGUUAAUACAACGGCGCAACUUCAGAAAUCUAAAUGGACAAACGUUCGUGCUAUAUUCACAAGAUGGGUUCCUCUUGGCAGUGUUAUCUACGUAGGAUGGUGUUACAUUCGAGCUACAAUCAACUACGAGAUAUCGAAAGUGGAAAUCAAGUUCUACGAAAUGUUUCCAUUUAGAAUUACGAGCAGAUUGUGGGGUAAGAUUGCGGCGUAUGAACUCCCAGUAUCGCUUCGUAGCUUUGUGUAUGGUACAUAUGCACGAAUGUUUAGCGUAAACCUGAGUGAAGCUGCGAUAUCCGAUUUAACAUAUUAUAAAAGUUUAUCAGCAUUUUUCACUCGAGCCUUACGCGAUGGCGCGAGAUAUAUAUCACCAGCUCCAUGCGUUUCACCAUGUGACGGUGUUGUAUUAAAUUGUGGACCAGCUAAAACUGAUAGAAUAGAACAAGUAAAAGGUGUAACUUACAGCUUGGAAGAAUUUUUGGGGGAAAAUAAAUGGUCUGGAAAUGGUAGGAGCUACUAUGACUCAUUGCUACAAGAUAAGAAGAAUGUACUGCAUCAGUGUAUUAUAUAUUUGGCCCCUGGUGAUUACCAUAGAUUUCAUUCUCCCUGUGACUGGAAUUCUUCUUUUAGAAGACAUUUUUCAGGAAAACUUUUGUCUGUAAACCCUUGGAUGGCUAGCUUGAUACCAGGGCUAUUUACAAUGAAUGAGCGAGCAGUUUAUAUUGGAGAAUGGAAACAUGGUUUCUUUAGUAUGACAGCUGUUGGUGCUACCAAUGUAGGUUCUAUAGAAAUUUACAAGGAUCCAGAUUUAAGAACAAAUACAAAAGGAAAGAGAAAUAGAGUAGAUGAAACAGUUAUGGAAAAGAUUUCUUUUAAAAAAGGUGAAUUAUUUGGACAAUUCAAUAUGGGUAGUACUAUAAUAUUACUUUUUGAGGCCCCAGCAGACUUCAAAUUUGACUUAAAAGGUGGCGAUAAAGUUCUUGUUGGCCAAGCAUUAACAGAAAUGAGUAAAGAAAACUCUAGAUGA
Molecule: messenger RNA, 1134 nt
Organism: Pieris macdunnoughi
Lineage: Eukaryota; Metazoa; Arthropoda; Insecta; Lepidoptera; Pieridae
Source: the annotation of a GenBank genome assembly